AUGAGGCUAUGGAAAAGGGCCACGGGAGCUCUCAAAGACAAAUGCAGCAUUUGGGUCGCGAAGCUUUCACCAAGUGGCCCAUGCAGGAACCCUGAUCUUGAAACCGUGAUCAUCAAGGCCACUAGCCAUGAUGAACAAUGCAUGGAUUACAAGAACGUUCAAAGGGUUUUCCAAUGGUUACAUACCUCACCAUUGUACCCUAAACCUCUUCUCUGUACUCUUUCCCUGAGAAUGGAAAAGACUCGUUCAUGGGUUGUGGCCCUCAAAGGGUUAAUGCUCAUUCACGGGGUGUUUUGUUUCGACCUUCCUUCCGUUCAAAAAUUGGGAAGGUUGCCAUUUGAUUUGUCACACUUCAGCGAUGGACACAUAAACCCUCGUAAGGCAUGGGCUUUCAACGCCUUUGUGCGUUCCUAUUUUGCAUACUUGGACCAAAAGUCAGCGUUUGUGAGGUUAGAAGCAACAAAACAAAACAAGCGUGGGAAUAAGGAGAUCGAGGAGACAGUGAUGGAAGAGUUGCAAAGCUUGGAGAAGUUGCAAUGUUUGAUUGAUUUGCUUCUACAAAUCAAGCCUCGGAACCAGAACAUGAAUGCGGUUCUCAUUCUUGAGGCCAUGGAUUGUGUCAUAGACGAAGUUUUGGAAGUGUAUGGGAGAUUUUGCAAAAGGGUUCAUCAAGUGUUCUUGAGGGUACUGGAUAUAGGUGGGAAAGAGGAAGCUAAGGUUGGUCUUGAUGUUGCAAGAAAAGCUGAAUCGCAAGGUGUUAAACUUGCUUUGUACUUUGAGUUUUGUAGAGACAUUGGGGCCCUUAAUGUUUCUGAGUGCCCCGAAAUUUUGAGGAUCGAUGAGAAACACAUUCUUGACCUACAGAGAAUGAUGGAUGGUUGUGUCUCAAAGAGGAAAAGCUUAAAGGGUAUUAAUUAUAAUGAUUAUAUUAAUAGUAUGAAUAAUGGUGUUGUGGCAAAUGAGGAUAAUAAUGUCAUUUGGGUGAGAGAUUGUAGUUCCAUUGCCACUAUUUCGGAGAUGAAGCAAUUAGAUCGAAAAGGUUUGAAGACCGUAAUCACUGAGCAAUGGGAGGUAUUUGAUGAUGAUUUAGCACUUGAUUUUAAAGAGAGUACCUACAUUUGUACAAGCGCGCCUAUGGCCAUAGCUACUAAUAAUCCUUUUGUGGAUUCUUUUAGCCUCGUACCUUAUAUUCCAGUUUACAAUAAUCAUGUUGUUCUUCCAGAUUUAAUUAGUUUCUAG
This is a messenger RNA of Abrus precatorius (Indian licorice), 1239 nucleotides long. Its product is annotated as putative clathrin assembly protein At1g25240. Gene Ontology annotation, molecular function: phosphatidylinositol-4,5-bisphosphate binding; SNARE binding; 1-phosphatidylinositol binding. Gene Ontology annotation, biological process: clathrin-dependent endocytosis; clathrin coat assembly; vesicle budding from membrane. Lineage: Eukaryota; Viridiplantae; Streptophyta; Magnoliopsida; Fabales; Fabaceae. Gene Ontology annotation, cellular component: clathrin-coated vesicle; clathrin-coated pit. The transcript has a single exon. The coding region runs from base 1 to 1239 and encodes 412 amino acids. The record is from RefSeq and is a predicted model, not a curated record.